AUGGAGAAAAAACAGGAAGUUUCGCCGCCGGAAGAGAAGAACGCCGAUCGGAGUCGCGGGGUGGACAAAAAGGAGAGCAAAUCAGAUGAGUUCGAUCUGCCGCUGGAGAGCAGCCCUUAUGUGAACUACGACGACCUUGACGACUAUAAGCUCAAAGGUUAUGGAGCUGAAGGCCAUCUCCAACCAGAACCCGGCCGCGGCGCCGGCGCAACGGAUGCUCCCACUCCGUCCGGUGCGGCGGGGACUCGCCAGUACGACGUCGCUGGAGCUGGAACCGCUACGGAUACGAUUAAUCAUCAAGGGGUUCCCUAG
Linum tenue is the source of this 312-nucleotide messenger RNA. NCBI's taxonomy places the organism in Eukaryota, Viridiplantae, Streptophyta, Magnoliopsida, Malpighiales, Linaceae. The record is from the annotation of a GenBank genome assembly.